Molecule: messenger RNA, 1002 nt
Organism: Gastrolobium bilobum
Lineage: Eukaryota; Viridiplantae; Streptophyta; Magnoliopsida; Fabales; Fabaceae
Product: remorin-like
Exons: 5
Coding region: 138-761 (207 amino acids)
Source: RefSeq, a predicted model, not a curated record
UGUCUUGGAUGCCAUUUUUAAGCGUUGAAGAGGCACCCCUUGUUUGUUUAUCCGAACGUUGAUGCAUACGUUGUUUUUUUUAAGAUAAAAUUAUAAACUCUCUCUCUCUGAAUUCUACCGAACCAAAGUCCGAAGCUAUGGCAGAGCUUCAAACCAAGGCGGAGACAGGCUCGGUUCCGGUUCCUGCUCCGGCUCCGGUGGACCCCGAGCCGCCACUAGCUGAGGCUCCGCCGCUGGCUGAGGCGCCGCCGGUUGACGUCGUUGAUAAGAAAGCGGUGGCGCCGCCACCACCUGCACCGAUAGCGACAGAGGAAACCAAGGCUCUUGCUCUUGUUGAGAGUGAGAAGAUACCCGAUCCUGUAAAAAAGAAAGCCUCAGCAGGAUCACUUGAUAGAGAUAUUGCUCUUGCAGAAAUAGAGAAAGAGAAAAGGUUUUCUAAUGUGAAGGCAUGGGAAGAAAGUGAAAAAUCCAAAGCUGAGAAUAAAGCCGAAAAACAGCUCUCUGCCGUUGCUGCUUGGGAAAACAGCAAGAAAGCAGCUCUUGAAGCUGAGCUGAGAAAAAUUGAGGAACAACUGGAGAAAAAGAAAGCAGAAUAUGGGGAAAAAAUGAAAAACAAGAUAGCCACAGUUCACAAGCAAGCAGAGGAGAAGAGAGCUAUGGUUGAAGCCAAGCGUGGUGAAGAAUUUAUCAAGGUAGAGGAAGUGGCUGCAAAAUACCGUGCAACUGGUACCACUCCAAAGAAGCACCUUGGAUGCUUUUAAAUUUUUUUCUUCUUCUUCUUCUUCUUUUGGGUGUCUGAUGUGUAGCAAUAAUGAAAUUUUGUCUAUAUUUUUGUUGUUUGUUCUUCAUGUUUUUUAUGUGUGUAAGAAAAGUAUUGAAAAGGGAAAACAUACGAAGUUUGUGAGAUACAGAACAGCUUGUAGAUCCUUUCACUUAGAUGAAGUGUUCUAUGCUGUUUUUUUUUUUUUCACUACAUGACAGUCAAGCAAUAGAUUUUCUCUC